CUUAGGGUUUUGGCGCCGACGAUCAAAUUCACGGCCCUGUUUUGCUAGGGUUUUGAAACCGAAGAUCAUAAGGAGAUAAUCUAGGUCGGUAGCUGAAUUUAGGGAUUCUAGUUUCUGAAAGUUUAAAGGAGAAUACAAUAUUCGUGAGAGACGCAGAUUUGUUAGCCCAUUGUAAUGGAGAAGGGGGCUUCUUUCUUGUUCGCCGGCAUUCAUUUUGACAAGAAGAGGUUCGCCGCAGAUUUCUCUAGGUUCGAGGGCAAAAAAGAAAGUGAUAAUGGAAUCGAAGGUUUGAGUUCCAUUGCUAAUAGUGAUUUCGAAGUAAUUGAGGAUUCAACGCCUUCGGAGAAGAGGAAGAGGAAGAGGAAAUCAGCGGCUACGGAAUCGGUGGAGGGGUUCAGCGUCUUCAAGGAUUCAAAACUAACUGUAGCUGCUUCAGUGAAUGAGGAAAAUCAUCCAUCUGAAAACGAUCCUUCCGAAGAGAGGAAGGAAUUUCAUCGGAAACUUGAGAGAGAUGCGCUUUUCCGGAAGAAGUAUAACAUUCAUGUCUCUGGGAACAAUGUUCCAUCGCCACUUCAGAAUUUUGCAGAGUUGAGCACAAGAUAUGAAUGCGACCCAUACAUACUGCAUAAUCUUGUAGAACUUGGGUUUAAAGAGCCAACACCAAUUCAAAGGCAGGCUAUUCCAGUCCUCUUAUCCGGCCGUGAAUGCUUUGCUUGUGCCCCUACUGGUUCUGGAAAAACCCUGGCUUUUCUGUGCCCUGUGCUUAUGAAACUGAAGGAUCCAUCAAAGGAAGGCAUCCGUGCAGUUAUACUUUGUCCAACACGAGAAUUAGCAUCUCAGACAACAAGGGAGUGCAAAAAAUUGGCUAAAGGGAAAAAAUUCUCUAUCAAGUUGGUUACAAAAGAAGUUAUUAGACAUGCUGAUUUCUCAAAGUUCUCAUGUGAUGUACUCAUAUCCACUCCACUUAGGUUAAGACUUGCUAUUCGGAAAAAGAAAAUUGACCUCAGUAGGGUGGAGCACCUUGUUCUGGACGAAUCUGAUAAGUUAUUUGAGCUUGGCUUGUUAAAACAGAUCGACACCAUUGUAAAAGCAUGCUCCAAUCCUUCAAUAGUUCGCUCAUUGUUUAGUGCUACUUUACCUGACUUUGUUGAGGAUCUUGCUCGCUCAGUAAUGCAUGAUGCUGUUCGGGUUAUUGUUGGUAGGAAGAAUACCGCUUCUGAAACUGUCAAGCAAAAGUUGGUUUUUGCCGGAAGUGAAGAAGGGAAACUUCUUGCACUUCGUCAAAGUUUUUCAGAGAGUUUGAAUCCACCAGUACUGAUCUUUGUGCAAAGCAAGGAGCGGGCAAAAGAUCUUUAUGGCGAACUGGCAUUUGAGAAUAUCAAAGUGAAUGUCAUCCAUUCUGACUUAUCAGAGAUAGAGCGGGAAAAUGUUGUUUACGACUUCAGAGCUGGAAAAACUUGGGUGUUAAUUGCCACUGAUGUAAUUGCUCGCGGAAUGGAUUUCAAAGGGGUUAACUGUGUAAUCAAUUAUGACUUUCCAGAUUCUGCCUCUGCAUACAUUCACCGGAUUGGCCGUUCUGGCAGAGCAGGGAGGAGUGGAGAAGCCAUUACAUUUUAUACAGACGAGGACAUUCCAUUUCUGCGAAAUAUUGCCAAUGUGAUGUCAGCUUCAGGCUGUGAAGUUCCAUCUUGGAUAACUGAGCUGCAGAAAAAGAAGUGGAAAAAACAUAGGCCGAAAAGAGAUUCAAUCUCAAACAAACCAAAGGAUGAUGGUGACACCGAGCAGCCGAAAAAGAAGUCAAAAAAACGCAGGCCUAAAAGAGAUUCAAUCGUGACCAAACCAAAGGGUGAUGGUGACUCCGAGCUGCAGAAAAAGAAGUCGAAAAAACAGAGGCCUGAAGGAGAUCCAAUCCGAAACAAACCAAAGGACGAAGGUGACACCGAGCAGCAGAAAAAGAAGUCGAAAAAACGCAAGCUUAAAAGAGAUUCAAUCUCAACCAAACCAAAGGAUGAUGGUGUCUCCAAACCACAGAAAAAGAAGUCGAAAAAAGCAGAGGAGGCCUGAAAGAGAUUCAAUCUCAACCAAACCGAAGGACGAAGGUGAAGCCUAAUUUAAAAUUGCUACCUCUAAUCUAUUUCACUUCCCAAAACUUAAAAUAAAAUAUGCCUUUAGGAAGUUUUUGUCCAAUGAUGUGAAAAUGUGUCGAUUACAUCUAAAUUUGUCUCUUAAAAGGUGAGCUUGCAACUCAAAUGUAAUAGGUCAUCUUAUUUGAAGAAUUUGAUCAUUUGUACAUGGUCGACUUAAAAACUCCAUUGAUAUUUUUUGGAAGGAAUUUUAGGAUUUUUGUGUAUUUGAAUUUUGAA
Molecule: messenger RNA, 2363 nt
Organism: Cucurbita pepo subsp. pepo (vegetable marrow)
Lineage: Eukaryota; Viridiplantae; Streptophyta; Magnoliopsida; Cucurbitales; Cucurbitaceae
Product: P-loop containing nucleoside triphosphate hydrolases superfamily protein
Biological process (GO): maturation of SSU-rRNA
Cellular component (GO): cytosol
Molecular function (GO): RNA helicase activity; nucleic acid binding; ATP binding
Source: RefSeq, a predicted model, not a curated record